Messenger RNA from Wyeomyia smithii (pitcher-plant mosquito), 3671 nucleotides. RefSeq lists its product as uncharacterized. The coding region runs from base 128 to 2710 and encodes 860 amino acids. Lineage: Eukaryota; Metazoa; Arthropoda; Insecta; Diptera; Culicidae. Gene Ontology annotation, biological process: proteolysis. The record is from RefSeq and is a predicted model, not a curated record. Gene Ontology annotation, molecular function: serine-type endopeptidase activity. The transcript is spliced from 12 exons.
AUUUUUAUUAGUUCUGUGCCAGUGCUCGUGAAGUAAAGUCGGUUCAGCACUAUACACAGCGUAUAACCGUAUAAUCAUUAUAAUAUUACUCAAUUAGUAACAAAAACCAUAGUCAAAUUAAGUCAUAAUGAUCGCACAUGUUUUGUUAUUAAGCUGCAUAGGUGUACUACUUGUCGGUGGAGAGCUUUUUCCGGGCAAGGUAUCGGUGUCACAAACAGUCUCGUUGAAUCCGAUUAUACCGAAUGAUGAACAAAGUAUAAAAGACUGUCCUUUCACGUACUAUAAGAACGCUAAAGAGGGAUUAGCGAGCUCAAUUCACAGAGAGCCAUACGAGGAUAAAAGUUUUUCACAUGUCGUAAAGGUGGAUACAAACGAUCUACGCUGCACGGGAGUGAUUGUUGAUAGCAGUCAUAUUCUUACCACAAAACAUUGCGCAUCGGAAAAUCCAAAAACGAUCAGUUUUCACAACGUUAGUCUCGGGAGCUGGGAAGUGAAAUCAAUAUCAUAUCAUCUCAGUCUCGACGUCGCUCUACUGCAUCUCAGAACAAGUUUGGCUGUAGGCAAACAGACUACACCAGCAUGCUUCUGGACAACGCCAACCAGUAGCGGAUUUCCAGUGAUUGAAUAUACAACUCGCGAUAACCUCAGCGGAAAUUUGUCGAAGACUAUCAUAAGAUGCCAACUUUCUGAACGUGCAUUUUGUUUCACAGAAGCUAAGAAAGUGAAGCACAGUUUCUUGGAAAUUCCAGCUGUCUCCAAUCAUCGCACUCAUCCUUUUGUUGUAGCACUGGGUGUUAAAGACGAUGGAUCGCUUCUAGAGGUAUCCAAUUAUAUUGAUUGGAUUGGUAUUGAAACCGGGUCCACGGUGGAUGCUAUUGACUGUGCUGUUAGGUAUUACAUUUAUAGAAGUUAUGAGAGCCGUACAAUCACACAUGCAACCGAUGAAUUUCAAUCAAUUCAGCUACAGAAUGCUUACAUAUCUCCUUCUGUGAACAAUGAGUAUAAAGUAUCUAUAGGACACUACAUGGAUGAUACUAAGAAAGAGCCAAUUGUCACAUACAGUUGUUAUGGGACGUUGAUCAGCCAACAAUACGUUCUGACAGCUGCAGGUUGUGUAACAGGUUUGAAUAAUUAUACAUUGCUGGUUAGGGCGAAUGAACUUGAGUCGUGGGUAAAACCAAACACUUCAAAUGUAAACAAAUGCAUGUAUUAUGAAGAAGCUUAUGUUUCGCAAAUAUAUAUUCACCCAAAUUAUUCAGAAACUCCUCUGAAUAAUGAUGUGGCACUGUUGCAGUUAGAUCCAAACGAGUUUCAAUUUGGAAAAAAAUUCAAACCGGCGUGUUUGUGGACUCACGAGCUUAUACCAAUUGAAGAAUUCCAAAGCAACGGUCAUGGACUUAAGAAAACUGUUAGUAUUGAGUACUCCAUCGAAGCACUACUUGCGGAUGAAGAGAAAUCUGAACUGUACUUGAUAUCUAAAAUAUUGGACGAAUGUCCGCUGAACUUGACUGAUAAUCAAUUGUGUGUUGGAGAUUCAAUUACUGUAGUACCAGGAACAUGUAAGAAUAAUAUUGGUUCGGCAAUGUCAAGAGAAGUAUGGGUAUUUGACAAAGUGUACCUCCACUAUAUUUUUGCUAUCAACAAUAAAGGAGAAAAUUGUGGAUUCAACACUCCAGCGAUAUUUACGAAAGUCUCCCCAUAUAUUCAGUGGAUUGAAAGUAUAGUUUUUGGAGAUAACCUACAAUAUGUAGAUACGAACAAAUAUCAUGGUGACGCAUGUUAUACUCCAAAUGGGAGUAUUGGAGUUUGUUUAACAAUUGAUGAAUGUCCGCAAAUAGUGAGUCAAUUAAAGGAUGCAAAUCUUACCAAUUCCAAUGAAAUUUUGUGUGGUUUUGAAAAAGAUGUUUCACUUGUUUGUUGCCAAACUAUAGGCCACAAUGUAAAUCUUGCGGAAAAAGAUCAUUCGAGAGAAGUUAUGACAGAAAUAGUAAACUGUCCGAACCUUUAUCAAGAGUUCAGAAGAACAAAAUCGCAAUACGAGUUAAGACAAAGGCGAGCUACGUUCGUGGCAACAUUGCAAGGCACCUCCGAAAACGAAACGUGUAACGCGGUUUUAAUUGCGAAAGAUUUCCUAAUCACAUCGGCUAGUUGUGUCAUCAGAUUGACUAAAAAUAUUGAAAUAAUGGUUCGAAUGGGCAAUAACACACUCCAGGACAGCAGGGUUAGAAGUACAUUUCUACAUCCAAAGUUCAACGCCCACACUCGCUACAACAAUAUAGCCAUAGUCAAAUUAACGACACCGUUUAAGAUGGAUAAUGAAGUUACUCCAGCGUGUUUGUGGCAAAGUCAUACCCACGUACCGUUUGUAUUGCAGGUGACGCGUUCCAAAGAUGCACCUUUCAAUUAUCCGGUAUUUCCACUUUAUCAAAAAACAUGUGAAAAGGUGUAUAUGGCAAAUCUUACCAAUUCAGAGUUAUGUGUCUUAGUGGAUUCACAUGUCGUUUCUGCGUCGAUGUCAUUGGAAUGCGAGGAUAGAGGCGCGGGCGUUUACAGCUAUUGGACUAAUGCUGAACACGACGUGGUUCAAGUGCCUUACUUAGUAGGGGUGUAUAAUCAGGAUACAGGAUGUGAUGAAAAUGAUGUUAGAAUAUUUACAAGAAUUAGUUCCCAUAUCAAUUGGAUUAAAAAUAUUGUAUUCAAUAAUGUUUAGUAAAAUGAUUACCACUACAUUGAUAAAACAAACACAAAGAUGGACAUCAAAAAUAGCAAUGAAUGCUAACACUUAUUAACGAAGCAAUGCCUGGAUCCGAAGGAUCAGAAGUUGUAGUACUUAGAACAAAUUCAUUUUCUAUCAACCAGUCACCAAUGAUAUCAGUGUAUUUAUCAGACCAGGCUAUAGUCUGAGAUGCCUUGCUUAAUGCUGUAGAUGCUGCUGAUUUGAGGGAAUCGGAGAAGUCGUUUCCAUAUUUUGCUGAAUAUCUUGGAACUAUAAAAAUAAAUCAUGCGUUAUUAUUAUACCCCGAAACAAAACAUGAAACUUCAAUCACCAGUUCGAAAGUUUGAUGGUUAUUAAUUCGAUUUCCGAUUUCUGCAAAAAUUCCUGUGAGUGAUGAGUACUUAUAGGCGAUAUCAGGGUAGUUUUUCAAAAUAAAAUUUAAGCUUUCGAAUAAUCCCUCGUAACUACCUUUGAUGAUGGCAGUAAGGAUUUCAGUUCUUUCAAUUCCGGUUAGUUGGAAUCCAGGUAUAUUAUUGAUUGUGAGACUCAGAUGAAAACUGAUCAUUGUAGUAUUUCUUGAACAUCCCAAGCCUGCGAUAAAUUGAGUUAUCAACCCACUUUCACUUUCUUGUAUUGGUAGAUAACGGUCAAAUAAAGCAGUCAGUGCCUCAGAUCCCAACGCCAUAUCAUACUUAUUCAAAGCACAAAAGGCUGCUGCUUGUUCCUCUUCUGGAAUUACGUAUGAGUCAUCAUCCAACAUUUGUUGAACCAGAGUUUGAGCAUCCUUAACACAAUUAUCUACUCCAAAGUAGCACGCCAAAUACGCAGUGUUACCGUGAUGUAGUCGAACAAUGUGAUUACUACGGUCGAUAAGACGAACAUUGCUGUAAAUGUUUACGGUCAGGCUUCUCAUAAAAUCUUCAAAUCGGGAAUAGUUAUCAUUGCCUAGAAGCAU